Messenger RNA from Neolamprologus brichardi, 1995 nucleotides. The record is from RefSeq and is a predicted model, not a curated record. Lineage: Eukaryota; Metazoa; Chordata; Actinopteri; Cichliformes; Cichlidae.
UUGUGAACCUUGUCCGUCCACAGUGCCUUAGUCUGAGCAGAUAUAAAUGCCAAGCACACAGAACUUCAUGAGGUCCUUAAAAGGUGGCCAGAAUGCACAGAAAUCCACAUUUUACCUUUAAUCCAAAGGAAGGGAUUGACAACCCAGCUCUGGUCAUGACUGAUGAUCCUGAUCCAAGCGUGGUGCCGAGACUGUGCCACCUGAAGCGUUCAGAGGGCCAAAGCUUUGGCUUUCAUCUGUGUAUGUACAGCCAGGGUUUUGAGAUCACAGAUCUGGAUCCAUGGAGUCCUGCAGAGCACAGUGGCCUCAAGGAUGGAGAUCGAGUACUGGAGGUGAAUGAGGAAUAUGUGGUCAACAUGGAUUUUAGCAGGGUUGUGAGACAGAUCCAGUCAUGUGGCUUACACCUAUUUCUUCUGGUGCUGAAGAGGGAAGAGUAUGAAUGGGCAGUGUCUAUGGGCGUGGACCUAAAAUUCCUGGCCAAAGCCACCAAAGGGGAUCGCUGGUCUCGACCCAGGCUAUGUCACAUCCAAAAACACCCAAAGCAUGGCCUAGGAAUGACUAUUGUCUCAGUCGAUGGUGAAAAGAAUCAAUAUAUGGUGAGAACAGUUAUUGAUGGUCCAGCAGAAAAAGCGGGUAUCUUCAGUGGUGACAGACUGAUCUGGAUUAAUGGACUGAUGGUGUCCACUCUCAGAUACUCAGCUCUCACCAGAACUGUGAAGAACAGUGGGGAUUCAGUGACAGUGCUUGUUAUUGACAGUGACAGUGAGUCAUGCUAUAUCAGGAGGAAAAUGCCCAUCAUGCCUGUGGUGGCACAAAGCUUCAACCUCCCCCACAAUGCUAAGACCAUGAAUCUGGUGAAGGGAAGUGAUGGAUAUGGCUUCCUGUUGAAACAAGAAAAGCUGGCAAGCACACAACAAAAAGUUCAUGUGCUGAGAGAAGUGGACGUGGGGAGUCCAGCUCAGGGUGCAGGAAUGGAGGAUGGAGAGCUGCUGCUUGCUGUCAAUGGGGAACCUAUUGAGUCCAUGGAGCAUGAAGACAUUGUUAGAAAGAUUAGACAGAGUGGGGAUAAAGUCUCGCUUACAGCUAUAUCUAUUCCAGGAAGAGGCUUUUACAGAGAGUUAGGCAUUUCUCCUCUGUUAUUCCAUGAAGACUGUUCUCACCACUGCAUAAAGAACUGGGAGGACGCUCCUCUAAGAAAACCCACAAAGUAUAAUCAGGACAGAGAGGAGGCUGACUCUGGUUUCCACUCAGGUUAUGUCCCAGAAAUGCCAGAAACCGUAAGGAUACAGUACCCUACUGGCCACAGUGAAUGCUGCACGGAAUCUAGGUACUUCACAAGAGAACUCUCUGAAGAUUUAGGUCCAUUGACCAAGAUUUCUGAGAGAACACAUUAUGUUUACUUGUGAUGGAAAUGAACAAAAAUAGAAGUGACCAAGGCCAUCCUGUGGACAGAGCUUAACUUUAAAGAAAGUAAAGAUUUAACAGCUGAUGAAGAUGUGACUGAAGACAAUGUCUUCGUCUGGAUUCAGGCCUGCUUGGUUAUGGGCAGCCUCCCUUUUGAUUUGAUCAUAUAAUGUGAUUUUUGGACACUGAACACCAGAUUUGCAACAAAACAGCAGUAUUAUACGUCCUUGUAGUUGUAAAAUCACAAAUUACUCAUCUCCUGUGUAGUAAUGGUGUCAUCAUGUUUUCUGAAAACUGAAUAAUCACUUCUCUGCAAUUGUCACACUUAGCAAAGCUGAGUGGACCAAACUGCAUCCACUUCUGACCUGCAGGCCCAUUCUUUUUAAAUCCCCAUGCUGUGCUAUCUAUAUAAUAUGACAAACUUUUUGCACCUUGGAUGGGUAUACUCCUAGAUAUUUCAUAUACAAUCUCAAAAUAUAUUAUUGUACUGUGUGCCAUUGGUGCAUAGAGAUUCUGUAUUUUAUUCAUUCAGUCCACAGAUUUUUGUUUUGUCACCUCAGUUAAUUCGAGUCACAAAACCCCCUGAAUGUU